AUGGAUAAUCAAGGGCAUUUGAUCCAACAUACCGUUGACUCCAUAGCCUCUUUUCAGCUGAAGAUUGACCAAAAGUUUGAAGAGGUUUUGAUGGCAAUAGCCAUGAGCUGCCCAGAAGAACCAAAUGGAAAGAAAUCAGUGGUAGAAGAGCACAAAAACAACCCUCGUUUUUUCGCUGGUGGAGACAACGAUAGGGGAAAACCCUAUGGGAUCCAGUGGAUGUUCAAGAAAUGGAACAUGAGGUGGUUCCGACGUCGGAGGCGGUGA
Molecule: messenger RNA, 267 nt
Organism: Lactuca virosa
Lineage: Eukaryota; Viridiplantae; Streptophyta; Magnoliopsida; Asterales; Asteraceae
Source: the annotation of a GenBank genome assembly